AUGAUUUUGCUCUUCUCUUCUCUGAACCUUAACUUGUAUCUUCUCAUUCUUUCUUUUAUCCCUUCCAAUACAACGGAAGUGUCAGUCUUUUCAUAUCUAUCUGUUUAUCUGUCUAUCUAUCUAUCUAUCUAUCAGGCUUUUCCUGUUUCGCCCUUCCUUCUUUUUUCUCGUUCAUUUUUCUUCCUUUCCUUCACUAAAGUUUCUUCUUCCUCUCCCCUAAUUCUUCUUUCUUUCGUCUUUUCUCUCACAAUCCUCCUCCUUUUCCCAGCAGUAUUUCUUCUUAGUUCCCUCCCCAGUCUUUCUUUUCUUACUUCAUCUUCCUCAAUCUUCUCCCCAUCAAUCUUUCUAGCUGCGUUUCUCCCUUCAUUCCUUUUUUUUCCUAUUCAUUCACGUAUCCACACGCUAAUUCGUUCGCCUCUUCUUUUCUUUCUUCGCUUAUUCAUUUUUUCUUGCUUACACUCAUGUGCUUUUUUAGUUUUCUUUCUUUUGUUCCACCCCCCCCCCGCCUUCUCUUUUUCGCUUUUCUCUCACAAACUUCCCCCUCCUAUUUGUUUUCUGUUACCGUUUUUUUUUCUUUCCCCCCACUUAGUCUUUACUCUUCUUCUCUCCGACCCGCUUCUAUCUUUCUUUCUGUUUACUCCUCUUUUUAUUUUACAUCCUCUUUAUUUUCUCUGGUUCCUGAUCGGCGCUUUACCUAUCUUCAUUACUCUUUUUCUUUUACCUUCUUUUUUUCUUCAGUUCUCACUCACUGUUUCCAAUCUUUCUUUUUUUUUUCUUCUUCUUUCAUAUCUCUUUCGCUAA
Molecule: messenger RNA, 801 nt
Organism: Acanthosepion pharaonis
Lineage: Eukaryota; Metazoa; Mollusca; Cephalopoda; Sepiida; Sepiidae
Source: the annotation of a GenBank genome assembly